Galeopterus variegatus (Sunda flying lemur) is the source of this 670-nucleotide messenger RNA. It is a transcript of the gene ECRG4, whose product is annotated as chromosome unknown open reading frame, human C2orf40. NCBI's taxonomy places the organism in Eukaryota, Metazoa, Chordata, Mammalia, Dermoptera, Cynocephalidae. The transcript has 4 exons. Bases 1 to 444 code for a protein of 147 amino acids. Gene Ontology annotation, biological process: regulation of cell population proliferation; central nervous system development; G1 to G0 transition. The record is from RefSeq and is a predicted model, not a curated record.
AUGGCCGCCUCCUCCGCGCGGCCCGCCGUGCUGGCGCUGACCGGGCUGGCGCUGCUCCUGCUGCUGUGCCUGGGCCCAGGUGGCAUAAGUGGAAAUAAGCUCAAGCUGAUGCUUCAAAAACGAGAAGCUCCUGCUCCCCCUGAGACUAAAGUGGCCGUUGAUGAGAACAAAGCUAAAGAGUUCCUGAGUGGCCCGAAGCGCCAGAAGCGGCAGCUGUGGGACCGGAGCCGGCCCGACGUGCAGCAGUGGUACCAGCAGUUCCUCUACAUGGGCUUCGACGAGGCGAAAUUUGAAGAUGACAUCACCUAUUGGCAAAACAGAGAUCGAAAUGGACACGACUACGGCGAUCACUACCAGCGUGACUAUGAUGAGGACUCGGCCAUCGGUCCCCGGAGCCCCUACAGCUUUAGGCAUGGAGCCAGCGUCAACUACGACGACUACUAGCCGUGACUUGCCGCGCAGUGUGCAGGAGGCUGGUAGUGAUUCUCUUCACGAAUCUCACAGCGCCUUGCACUGUUUGGUUUCUGUUUUGCUUUAUUUCUAUCCACUUUGUGUGACCAGAAAGGAAGAGUUAAAACAGAGACUAUAAAUGCCUUUUGAUAUUUCAUGCAAGUAUCUAACAAUGCAUCUCAUUUAAAAAUAGAAAUAAAAGCAUUUUGUGAAAAAGAAA